Messenger RNA from Clunio marinus, 204 nucleotides. The record is from the annotation of a GenBank genome assembly. NCBI's taxonomy places the organism in Eukaryota, Metazoa, Arthropoda, Insecta, Diptera, Chironomidae.
AUGAUUUACAAAAACAUAACAAAAUUGAGUAAUAAGAACAAGAAGUUUCGGAACUAUGAAUUUGUAUCUUUCAAAGUAUCAACUCAUGCAGUUCCAGUUAUGCUUUUCUUAUGCUCCAACUUCAGAAAUGUGUUAGACCCUGUCAGUUCAUGUCUUAACAUGCAAUCAUCUGUCACAAAUGUUAUGAUAAAUGUACAAGCAUAA